Messenger RNA from Oryza sativa Japonica Group (Japanese rice), 917 nucleotides. Its product is annotated as cell number regulator 1. The record is from RefSeq and is a predicted model, not a curated record. NCBI's taxonomy places the organism in Eukaryota, Viridiplantae, Streptophyta, Magnoliopsida, Poales, Poaceae.
UUCUUGGUUCGAUUAAUAAUGAGCCCGACGGUUCGACGUACUGGAGCUGGAGAAUCCUUUAAAGCACAACAAGGUAAGGAGAACCAGGUCUUGCCUUCCGCUUUAGCAGAGGCAUAAACAAAGGUCUGUAUUCCCAAGCAAUGUAUCCCUCCGCCCCUCCCGACGCGUAUAACAAGUACAGCGCCGGUGCUCCACCGACGGCGCCGCCGCCGGCAACGUACCAGCUGCCGACGAUGAACACCCCACGCACCGGCGGCGGGCUGACGCGAUGGUCCACCGGCCUUUUCCACUGCAUGGACGAUCCCGGAAACUGUCUCAUCACAUGCGUGUGCCCCUGCAUCACCUUUGGGCAGGUCGCUGACAUCGUGGACAAGGGCACCUGCCCAUGCCUCGCGAGCGGGACGGCUUACGCGCUCCUCUGCGCGUCGGGGAUGGGGUGCCUGUACUCGUGCUUCUACCGGUCCAAGAUGAGGGCUCAGUUCGACCUGGACGAAGGGGAUUGCCCCGAUUUCCUCGUCCAUUUCUGCUGCGAGUACUGCGCGCUGUGCCAGGAGUACCGGGAGCUCAAGAACCGCGGCUUCGACUUGGGGAUCGGUUGGGCUGCCAAUGUGGACAGGCAGAGGCGAGGCGUCACCGGAGCGUCGGUGAUGGGAGCUCCUGGCGUCCCGGUCGGCAUGAUGAGGUAGACGAAGAUGGCGAACGCGAAAUGGUGCGCUUUUGUGUUCUUGUGUUGCAAUAUGUUCUCUGUGGUUUUCAUUUGGAGAUCACUGCCUAUUUCAUGUAUCGUAUACUCCUAUUUAGCUUGAUUUGUUGGGUUUCAUGUAAUAUAUGACGCAUUCAGAAGUGUUGUGACUUGUCAAGACACAGUAAUGGGAUUUGGUGAGAGAUCGAAUGAGCACAUUGGAAUUAGGCUGUUA